AUUGUUAUAGGGGCAAAAAGUAAAGAAGUUGGAAUGAUGUGGUAUGAUAACAUAGGAACAUAGGGGAGUGUGACUGUGUGAGAUGAGAGUGAGGGGUGAUGAUGUUGGAUACUAAGAGGGUUUUGGAGCGUCAACUGAUGAGUAUUCUCCAUUGUUGCACCAACCUCAACCACGUCAAACAAGUUCAUGCCAACAUCUACCGCAACAACCUCCACCAAUGUUCCUACGUUAUCACAAAGCUCCUUCGCGUUCUCACCAUCUUCCCCCACGUUCCCCUCCACUCCUACCCUCGCCUUCUCUUCUCGCAGGUUCAUUCUCCAAACCCAUUUCUAUGGACCGCUCUCAUUCGCGCCUACGCUCUUCGAGGACCCCUUUUUGAAGCGCUUCGUUUGUACGCUUCUAUGAGGAAGCAACGCAGCGGUCCCGUCUCCUUUACCUUCUCUGCUCUGCUUUCCGCUUGUGGCGUUGCUCAAGAAGCCGCUUUGGGCGCGCAGCUCCAUGCCCAGACACUCUUGUUAGGUGGGUUCGCGUCUGAUUUGUACGUCAACAACACCCUGAUUGAUAUGUACGUGAAAUGUGGGUUUUUGCAUUGUGCGCGCAAGGUGUUCGAUGAAAUGCCUAAACGGGAUGUGGUUUCUUGGACGGAGUUGAUUGUUGCCUACGCAAGGAGUGGUGAUAUGGAGUCCGCGCAGGAAUUGUUUGAUGGGUUGCCUGGGAAGGAUAUGGUGGCUUGGACUGCAAUGGUCAAUGGGUAUGCCCAGAAUGCCAUGCCAAAGAAAGCGUUGGAGUUUUUUCAGCGGUUGCAAAAUGCGGGUAUAGAGAUCGAUCAGGUUACCUUGGUUGGUGUCAUAUCAGCUUGUGCUCAAUUGGGUGCAUCUAAGUAUGCUAACUGGAUUAGGGACAUUGCUGAGAGUUCUGGAUUUGGGGCAGCGAGUAAUGUCCUUGUGGGAUCAGCAUUGAUUGACAUGUACUCGAAAUGCGGUAGUGUGGAGGAGGCAUAUAAUGUCUUUAAAGGAAUGAAGGAAAGAAAUGUGUUUUCUUACAGUUCCAUGAUUGUGGGGUUUGCAGUACAUGGCCGUGCUCAUGCGGCAAUUAAGUUAUUUUAUGAAAUGUUGGAAACAGAGAUAAAACCAAAUCAUGUUACUUUUGUAGGGGUGCUUACAGCGUGCAGUCACUCAGGCAUGGUAGACCAAGGUCAGCAGCUUUUUGCUACCAUGGAAAGAUGUUUUGGUGUUGCUCCAACUACAGAUCAUUACGCUUGCAUGGCUGAUCUUCUUGGCCGAGCUGGACUCUUGGAAAAAGCACUUCGGCUUGUUGAGGCAAUGCCUAUGGAGCCCAAUGGAGCUGUGUGGGGAGCGCUUCUUGGAGCGUCACACGUCCAUGGGAACCCUGAUGUUGCCGAAAUUGCUUCAAGCCAUUUAUUUGAGCUUGAACCUGAUAAUAUAGGAAAUUAUUUAUUACUUUCUAACACUUAUGCAUCAGCUGGAAGAUGGGAUGACGUGUCAAGGGUCAGGAAAUUGAUGAGAGGUAAAAAAUUGAAGAAAAAUCCAGGGUGUAGCUGGGUUGAAGCAAAAAAUGGUAUGGUUCACGAGUUCUUUGCUGGUGAUGUGAAACAUCCAGAAAUUAAUGAGAUAAAGAAGGAAUUAGAUGAUCUUUUGGAAAGACUGAAGGCUAUUGGAUACCAGCCUAACCUAGGAUCGGUGCCAUAUGAUAUUAAUGAUAAAGAAAAGAGGCUUGUGUUAAUGGCUCAUAGUGAAAAACUAGCUUUAGCUUUUGGAUUGCUGAAUACUGAUGCUGGUUCCACUAUAAAGAUUAUGAAGAACGUUAGGAUAUGUGAGGAUUGUCAUAUUCUAAUGUGUGGCGCAUCAAAAGUUACAGGAAGGAAAAUAGUUGUGAGGGAUAACAUGAGAUUCCACCACUUUCUUAAUGGGGCUUGCUCAUGUAAUAAUUUUUGGUAACCAAGGCGUAGGUCAUAUGCGGAUGAUAAGCUGAGAUAUUGGUGUUGGAAGAAUAACUUUGAAAUGGGAGAGUGACCAUUUUUUAUUUUUGAUAAAUUAGAGGCAUGUAAAGAAUUGCUUUACGGUUGCCCAGAGAUCAGCUAUCAGAUAAGGAUAUUGAAAAUUUUAGAUCAACUGCACAACUGUUCAUUGUACAGGGUUGUGCAAUUUAUCAUUGAGAAGAAUUAAAGAUGGAGAGGGAAGGCAAGCAAGGGCAACUAGCAAACAAUUUUUGUUGUUGGCAAAGGAAAAUUUGUUAGAGACUCAAGAUGAAUGCAAUUAUCAAUUAGUAACAUCAAGGUUAGUAAUAGAAAGCGUACUAUAUUGAACAUUGAAUAUGGUGGCAUCCUGAAGCAGUGACAAAUAAAACAAUGGUUAGUAAUAGAAAGUCAGUCAUGAAGAGAUACUGAAGAAACAAGCCAAAGGAAGCCCUCAUAGUUUUGGUCUUUAAUUUGACCCGGUCUAUUGAAGAUCUAUCUCAAAUAAGUCGGCUAAAUAGAUAGCAUAGCAGGCUGCUAGAGAAUGCCUUAAAACAAUGAGCUAUGAUUUUAUGGGUAGCUCUAGCAAAAAUAGAUUUAGUUUUUCUUAAUGAAUUAAUUUAUUACUUUUCAAAAGAAAGUGCCCGUCUUGGUAUUACACUGUAAUCAUUCUUAAGAUAUAUAAUAAUAUUAUUAUUUAAAAGAUUAUUUGGACCAACAGGCAAACGGUGUGUAAUGUUUUUCUCCACAUGUGAUUUUAAUUGCAAUGGG
Messenger RNA from Abrus precatorius (Indian licorice), 2746 nucleotides. Its product is annotated as pentatricopeptide repeat-containing protein At5g44230. The record is from RefSeq and is a predicted model, not a curated record. The transcript has a single exon. Gene Ontology annotation, molecular function: protein binding; zinc ion binding; RNA binding. Lineage: Eukaryota; Viridiplantae; Streptophyta; Magnoliopsida; Fabales; Fabaceae. Bases 99 to 1958 code for a protein of 619 amino acids. Gene Ontology annotation, biological process: RNA modification.